This is a messenger RNA of Aspergillus pseudonomiae, 612 nucleotides long. RefSeq lists its product as uncharacterized. The transcript has 4 exons. NCBI's taxonomy places the organism in Eukaryota, Fungi, Ascomycota, Eurotiomycetes, Eurotiales, Aspergillaceae. The coding region runs from base 1 to 612 and encodes 203 amino acids. The record is from RefSeq and is a predicted model, not a curated record.
AUGCCCAUGCGUUGGACUCCCGAAAAUGACCAGCUUCUUCUCCUGAAGAUCCUGGAAACUCAUGAUCUAUCCGUCGAUACCAAAAAGGUCGCUGAAGCCUGGCCCGGCACAGACUCCAACAACCGACCCACCCCCCGAGCCAUCACCGAACGUCUGGUCAAAAUGCGCCAAAUGGUGAAGGCAGCCAACAACGGCACCGAUGGCCACUUCAGCAUCGGAAGGGGAGCCGGUACCAACCCUAGCAGUGCCACGGCGACUCCCCGUAAGAGAGGCAAGAAUGCGAUGGCCGUUCCUAAGACUCCGACUUCUGGCAAGUGUAGGAAUGGCUCUAGGUCUGAUAACGCUUUCGGUGAUGAUGGGGAUGUGCUUGUUAAGCAGGAAGGCGAAGUGAUCCCGGGAACAGAGGCGCUCAGGCUUGCUUCUGCUGGCGUGAAACAGGAGCACGUCGAUGUUCCGCUCAAGGCCGAGCCAGUGGAUGAUCAUGAUGUUUUUUUGGAUGAUGAGUCUCCUUCGAAGCGUGUCCGUAGGGCCAGCGUUCUUCCUCCUGGUAUGGUUAGUACCUAUGGCGAGGAGGAUAGCCAGUCUGAGGUGGACACCGAGAUUCCUGGUUGA